Artibeus jamaicensis (Jamaican fruit-eating bat) is the source of this 2163-nucleotide messenger RNA. It is a transcript of the gene ADAMDEC1, whose product is annotated as ADAM like decysin 1. The coding region runs from base 57 to 1469 and encodes 470 amino acids. The transcript has 14 exons. Gene Ontology annotation, molecular function: metalloendopeptidase activity. Gene Ontology annotation, biological process: proteolysis. The record is from RefSeq and is a predicted model, not a curated record. NCBI's taxonomy places the organism in Eukaryota, Metazoa, Chordata, Mammalia, Chiroptera, Phyllostomidae.
UUUCAAUCUAUAAAGAGAAGUUGGGGAAGAUAAAUAGCUGGGGAAACCACAUCUUCAUGCUGUGUGGGACAUUUCAGCUUCCCGCAGCCACCAACAUGUCUUUGGUCCUGCUUUCUGUCCUCUGGCUCAUUGUACAAACUGAAGCAAUAGCCAUAAGGCAAGCACCUGAAAGAGAACUCUAUAAAGUAGUCCAUCCUAAAAAACUACACAUUUUACACAAAAGAGAGGUACGGAAUAACUGGACAGGGACCCAUGGUAAUGAGGAAAGAUAUGAGCCUGAACUUCAGUAUCGGAUUAUUUUAAAUGGAGAAGUCAUUCUCUGCCUACAAAAAACCAAGCAUCUCCUGGGCCCCAACUACACCGAAACCUAUUUCUCUCCCGAGGGAGAAGAGGUCACCACAAGCCCUCAGAACGCGGAACACUGCUACUACAAAGGACACAUCCUGAAUGAAAAGGAUUCAGUGGCCAGCAUUAGUACUUGCAAUGGGUUGAGGGGAUACUUCACACAUCAGAAUCAAAGGUACAUGAUAAAGCCUCUGAAAAGCACAGACCAAGAAGAACAUGCUGUCUUCACAUAUAACCUGGAGGAGCUGGACACAGCUAAUCACACCUGUGGUGUAAAAAAUGUUGGCAGAAAACACAGCAUCAUCCGCACCACUAGGUCACUCAGCAGCCCAGAGCAAGAAGAAUUACUUCGGGCUGCAAAAUAUGUUGAUCUCUUUUUGGUGCUGGAUAAUGCCUUUUACAACAUGUAUCAGGGAAAUCUAACGUCAAUAAGAAGCUUCCUGUUUGAAGUGAUGAAUCUGCUCAAUGUGAUUUAUAACACCAUAGAUGUUCAAGUGGCCUUGGUAGGUAUGGAAAUCUGGUCUGACGGUGAUAAGAUAAAGGUAGAACCCAACCCAGGCGUCACCUUUACCAACUUUCUGAAUUGGCAUCGUUCCAACCUGGGGAAAAUGAAGCCCCAUGAUCACGCUCAGCUACUCAGUGGACGUGUCUUCGCCCAUACACGUGCAGGAGUGGCAGCGGCAAAUUCCCUGUGUUCCCCAUCUUCGGUUGCUGUUAUUGAGGCUAACAGAAAGAAUAACGUGGCUCUUGUCGCGGUGAUGUCACAUGAGUUGGGUCAUGCCCUUGGCAUGCCUGACGUUCCAUACACCACCACGUGUUCCUCUGGGAGCUGUGUGAUGAAUCAGUACCUAAGUUCAAAAUUCCCGAAGGAUUUCAGCGCAUCCUCCCGCUCACACUUUGAAAGUUACAUUUUAUCUGCAAAACCGAAGUGCCUGCUGCAAGCCCCGACCCCUAAAGAUAUACUCACAAUCCCAGUGUGUGGGAACCAGCUUCUGGAAGUGGGGGAGGAGUGCGACUGUGGUUCUCCUAAGGAAUGCUCCCAGCCCUGCUGUGAGGCCACUACCUGCAAGUUCAAGCCCAGCGCUGACUGUGCACAGUGGACUCUGAACCACACAACCGAGUGAAUCAAAAAAUCGCCUUCAUCGAAGAUGCUUCUUGCCUUCUUGCUGGGACAAGAAUCUAGAAACCUGAACACACCAGGAUUCUUGUGUAUUAUCACUUUACACUUAGAUAUAUUUUGCUUUUUAUUUGUCAUUAUCCUUUCUGCAUUUUUUUUUACCAGUUCAGCUCACUGGUAAGUAGAUGUACUUAAAGAAACUGCCUCUUUUCUAAAGACCUGAUCUUUCAUGUGUGUUUAAAGAUCACAAAGCCACUGUUUAGCUCUGCUCUUUGGAAACCUAAGAAAUUAGCUCUUGACCAAAACACUUUGAACGCACCACCGAACCAGUCGGAGUCAAUCCAGAACUGUAAAAGUAGAGGUGACUUGGAUUUGAACUCCACUCUGGUCUUCUUAGUCCCAGCCCGUGAGAAAAACAACGUCGAGACUUGAGGAGUGAAACCUUUCAUUCGUGUGCCUUCUGUUCCUCCGCCGAGUUCUGCCCUGCUCUUCUAAGUGUGGUGUUUUCCUUUAUCAUGUCACGAUUCAUUAAAUAUAAAUAUCUUUAUUCUUUCAUGCAUAAUCCUUCCACCAUCACAGAUAAUGUUAAUUCUGAGAAGUCUGCUCGCUUACAUUUAAAUUCAGCUAUCAAGGAAUGGCUUAUUCAUCUAUCGAUUUAAUGAGCCAUAAUGUCAAUCAAUAAAAGCACAACUUUUUGAGGC